AAAAAAAGAAAAAAUUUUCGUCCUGAGUGAGAGGAGCUCAGACCGAGUCUCCGUCCUCUCUCCACCGAAGGAACUCGGAGCGAGAGGAAACUAAUGAACGAACCCGGGCGGCGCAAAGGUUUUCUCACGCGUGUGUGUCUCCUUUCCCUUUCUGCCGUGAGCGCUGUGUUGUUGUUUUCUUGUUUUGAGGCAGAGAGAUAGAUAGAGAGAGAGAAAGACUUUUUGUUUUUCCUUUCCACCGAGGAGAAGUCGCUGGGAUUGCGUCUCAUCUCGAACUUCCCAAGAUGAACUUCGAUCCGGUGCUCGUGAAACUUUACGUGUUGGUGGCCGCGCUCGUCCUCGGGCUCGUUUGUCACGCGGCGGAGCUUCCGGCGGCUCAGUGGUCCGGCGACGAACACCGGAACAGCAGCCUGCGACAACACCGACGGUGUGUGGAGAACGAGCAGUACCUCAAUCAGGGGCUCUGCUGCCUCAACUGCCAGGCCGGGACGUUUGUGCAGAAGGCCUGUGAACAUGACCAGGAACUAGGCACCUGUGUUUCCUGUGAGCACGGGCAGACGUACACGGAGCACUCCAACGGGAUGAACCGCUGUUUGCCGUGCACACACUGCCGCUUAGAUGAGAUUGUGACUACACCCUGCACCACAACUGCAGACACCAGGUGCCAGUGCAAACCAGGGACCUUCUGUGUUCCAGACCAGGCCUGUGAAGUGUGCAAGCGCUGUGCCAAGUGUAAAUCGGGCGAGGACGAGGUGAAGAAGUGCACCCCCUUUUCUAACACCGUGUGCGUAAAGCGACAACCCUUUCCAUCUACUGAGACCACGCCGGCUCUUCCUGCGCCGACCUCUGCUUCUCCCACGAGCAUCGUUAUUCCCGUGUGCAUUUCUAUCAUCGUCCUCGUCGUCAUCAUUGCACUGGCCGCGUGGUGGUUCGUCGCCAAGCGACACUCGUGUGAAAUGCCAUGUUCAAAGAGACUUUAUGACUCCAGUGAAAUCGUGAAGAUACCUAUUGAUGAAAGUGGCGCCACAGCGGAGGAGAGGCAGAAUAAUCAAAACGCCGGCCUGGAGGGCGAGGAGGCGCGUCCGGAGUCCAGGCCUCUGCUGCAGGAGACGCAGGAGACGCAGGCCGGCAUGACCAAGGCCUCCCCUCCCCUGGAGGACGAGGACCGGGGGCUCGGAGACAGUUUGCCCAACACCACUAGUUCAUCUCAAACCAGCCUGUCAGCCCUGCCCACAGCAGCUUCCUCUGGCAACACCCCCCAGCAGAGCCCCACCGCCUUCAGACAGCCGCCUGCAGACAUGGAUGAUCCUCUGAGGCAUCGCUUGCUCCCACUACAAGGCUCAGAAAAAUCCCUGAAGAAGAGCUUCGAUUUGUUCGACGAGUACCUGGACGUGCGGAUCCACAACAAGUUCUUCCGGAUGAUCGGCGUCAGCGACAACCACAUUCGGCUCGCGGAGAGCGGCGUCCCCGGCGACAAGGUGUAUGAACUGCUGAAGAACUGGAUGCAGCGGCAGGGACUCCGAGCCGACAUCAACGACCUGCUGGAGGCUUUGCUGAGCAUGGACCAGCGGCGCUCGGCCGAGAGCAUCGCCUCCGCCGCCCUGCAGAGGGGCUACUACAAGCACGCGGCGGACACACCCUGAAAGCAGCCGGCAGGGGGGGGGUGGAAACUGCAAAGUGAAGCAAAAGUACUUAGCACAAAGUAAAGCACAAAGACGCUGUCGGGGGACACUGUGUCUGAACAGGCUUACCUCUUUGUGGCUCAAGCGGCCACGUAUUCAAAAAAGCCAGUAGAAAAACACAAAAAGGGGAAAGAAACAUGAAGACGUCAACUUCCGCUGGCUCUGGAGAAACAACGUGCAGCCAAAUACUGAAAGCUUAGAAGUCUCUGGCCGUGUUUCACUCAUCUGGUCCUCUACCCAGAUCCCAAUACACUACCAGGAGACGAGGAUAUACACUGGUUUGUAGGAGUGGCAUUAGCGUUGCCACGGAUACUGUGCCCCCUUCGAUGCACUGACCUCUGGCACAUGUAGGAUUUAAAACAGCUAUUGUUUGUUGUUUUCUAGAUGUUAGGCUUCUCUGAUAUAUAAAUAUAUAUAUCAAUCAGGCCAUGAGUCCUUUUCUUGCCUGAUGAUAGGAAAAUAUUUGUUUUUUUUUUGUUUUUUUAAAAAGAAAUGCAUGUUACUAAUCAACAGACUCUCCAACGCCGUUUGAUAAUCUACAUUUAGAGUUCUUUUUUUUUUUUUUUUUUUUUAUUAAUAUUGAUUCCAUUAUGUUCCUGGAGCUCAGUGAUUCUAAAAAUGUCCGUCUUGUUCAGUGUUACGACUCUCACGACCCAGCAUCGAGGAAGGAAUCUCACCAGCUGUUUCUGUUGGGACAACUGUUCGUAGUUUGCGUAAAACGUUUCCGUAUUUUGUAACUUGGACAACUUCAAAGGUCAUUUUUUUUUUUUUUGUUUUUUUUAUUUAUUGACGUAUUUAUUUUAAUGAAUAAUAAUUAUCUCUCAUUAUUUAUACCUUUUUGCCAAAAACGACCCGGGUGGACUCACGCAUGGUAUUCGUGUUGUGAUGAUUUUUAGCCGCGGGUGCAAAAUGACUGAUUUCAGGCUUCUUUUUUUUUUUUUUUUUGUUUCUUCAAGUUUGUUAAACUGUUCCAGAGUUUAGUGGAGCACUCCGGGUCUGCACUGUCGCUGUGUGUCGGUGAUUAGUCAAGUGUCGAAAACGUCCGUGCUGCCUAACGCAUAUCGUGUCUUUUCAAAUUGGAUUCAGGCCGACUGACCAAACAGUCCUUCCACACAUGUCGGCGGUGACAUGGGGUGCAGGUACAGAUUGUUUUGUCUCGAUUAGACUCGAACAAGAUGAAGGAAACCUUUUCUGGAUUUAAAAAAAAAAAAACUCAAAAUUUAUUUCCCCAAUCCUCUUCCAUGUACAUAUAUAUAUAUAUAUAUAUAUACAGUAUAUAAGUCCAAACAGCCUCAGAGUGUAUGUGUAUAUGUAUAUAUGCAGCUACAUUAACAUACCCAAGUGAAUAUAGUGAGGUAUGAAGCUAUUGAGGAUAAAAAAAAAAACAUGAACAAGAGAAGAUGUCGAUGCCCGUUUUUCCUGCAGCCUCUUAUGUAUAAAGUUACAAAGUUAUAUAUUGUUGCUGAAGAGUGAUGCUACAGUGCUGGCACUGCCAUCUACUGACAGACAAUGAGAAUGCAGCCUGCAUCAGUUUCUAGUUUCCUCUGCAGCCGUCUCUCAUUCUCCCUAGAACUUUCUCAACACACUUUUCAACUGAGAGCGUUAAUUUCUUUUUUCCUUUUUUUUGAUUCCCACUUUUCUUCAUCUCUGCAGUAGCGUAGCAGCAUGUGUGGCAGAUUGUGUGUGUGUGCGUGUGUGUGUGUGUUUUUACAUAUUUCAUUGUGAGUCCUGAGCUAAGUUCAAUUAACUCCCUCCUUCUACGCGCGUAAUUAAGAGAACUCCGUGUUCAUCGUUGCCGUUAAAGCCAUUUUUUCCUCUUUCGUUAAUGUCUUCCUGUCAUGGAUUUCAGAUAUAAAUGAUGCAAGUAAAGCUGUUUUUAUGUCAAUUUCAAAUAAAUGUUUUGUACAGAUGUA
This is a messenger RNA of Mugil cephalus (flathead mullet), 3595 nucleotides long. It is a transcript of the gene tnfrsfa, whose product is annotated as tumor necrosis factor receptor superfamily, member a. Bases 285 to 1643 code for a protein of 452 amino acids. Lineage: Eukaryota; Metazoa; Chordata; Actinopteri; Mugiliformes; Mugilidae. Gene Ontology annotation, cellular component: plasma membrane; cell surface. Gene Ontology annotation, molecular function: protein binding. The record is from RefSeq and is a predicted model, not a curated record. Gene Ontology annotation, biological process: TRAIL-activated apoptotic signaling pathway; positive regulation of apoptotic process. The transcript has 10 exons.